Cucurbitaria berberidis CBS 394.84 is the source of this 2342-nucleotide messenger RNA. RefSeq lists its product as uncharacterized. The record is from RefSeq and is a predicted model, not a curated record. NCBI's taxonomy places the organism in Eukaryota, Fungi, Ascomycota, Dothideomycetes, Pleosporales, Cucurbitariaceae. The coding region runs from base 30 to 2342 and encodes 770 amino acids. The transcript has a single exon.
CUUAUCCCGACCAUUGAACUGUACACACCAUGGCUCAACAGUCUUCCGACUCUCAACUUCCCAUGGCUUCUACGAAGCGCCGUCGCGCACCUGAACCGGACGAGCAGCGCAAGCGGCACUGUCAGGAAGACUCCAGUACUGACCGCAACGUCCGAUACGGACAUUCACAUCUAGCUCGCGACGCUUCUGGGCGGGUCCGUCCUUCAAGUUCCCAGCUCAUGUCUCGAUAUGACUCUUUCAGCCCUCUGCCAGAGCGAGAUACCAACCUACGCACACACCAACUACCCGGGCAAGAUGCCAUCGGCUACGCAGCGGACGUCGCACCCGCAGAUGAGGUACCAGCAAGGGGCAUUGCGAGUACUCCACAACAGUCGCCCCGUAAUGUGACGAUCAGGAGCAUCCCAGUAGUGGACUUGACAGGCGCAUCCAACUGGCUAAACCGCGCGAGCAAACAUCCUUGCCAGACCCAGUUGGAAGCCGUGCCCGGGAUCCCAGUGGACUUCGUCAAAGACUUCACAAACGAGCCUGCCGCCUACACUCCAGAGGAUAUCUGGACAUUGCGCCACCUGAAAAUCCCGGCUCGUCACCGAAAGUAUCUUGAGUUCCAGGCACUCGGCGAUAUCCUGAGGACUCUCACCUAUACAGACCAGAAGCUGUGGGAUACUUGGGAGCUGGUCAAGUCGAAGACUGAAGAACUCCAACGCGAGGAGCAACUUUGGUACCGCCGACAUAAAGAUCGCGAGUUUGGAGAGAAUUAUAUCGAUAAUAAUGGCAAGAAGAAAAGGUUGCUUCCCUGGGACACGUGGCUCAAAUUCCAGUCCCGGGUGAUGCUCAUUAACCAAGACGGCACGUACAAGGAGCUUACUGUUCCCGCGCCAGUUGAUUUAGAUCCUCCGAGUGUGGUGACGGGCGGAAAGCGAGGGAUGGAAGACUUGGAUAACGGCAAUACCCACUUGCCUACCAAGAGGCCUCGCUGCGGUGACAGUAAGGAUGAUCCCGUCGACUUGACUGAGCAGCAGAAAAGUCGAGACUUACCUCAGCUCCGCUUCGAUACAACUGCACGAGAUCAAAUGCGUCUCCACAAAAAGGGCAAGGGUACUGACGAGCGUCCAAUCUACAAAGCUGAGCACAAGGAGGCCCGCACUGGAGCUUGUGCUGAUUAUGCUUGGAUGGCUGAGAACGAUGAGAUUGAGCAGAGGGUUCAGGAGCAAGACGCUCUUCAACAAGUAUCACAAGACCGUGGCUUUACAGACGCAGAAAAUGCCCGGUUGGACUAUUGGAAGCGAGAGUGGCCUCGCGAUGAGGUCUCCCUUCCAGACCACCCUUUAAUCAACGUGGAAGAUUAUACUCCAAACGAAGAGGGUAUUUAUCAGUGCUUCCACAAAGAUUUCAACUGCGCAGAUCGCUCUUGCGGUCAUGGCUGCUGCGAAAACGGGUAUGAUGCGAAGGGUUUGAAGAAGGCGAUUGCGAAGGCGAUCCGGACAUACAAGUCACAAGUCGAGCGCAUGAUUGAGAAUGGAGAUCUGGACCCGCGCCACAAGUUCUGGACAAACUGGUGUAACGAUAGCAUCCGAGAUAUAAAAUCAGGGAUAACGAAGGAGGAAAAGAAGGAGAGGAAGAAGAAGAAGAGGAAAGGUAGGAAAGGUAGGAAAGCUGUCGUCGAGGAGGCCGAGCACACUCUCAACGAUGAAAACUCCACCAUUACGGAGGCACAACUGAACUUCCACUCCGUCAAUGAGCCUGAUGCUGAAGCCGUGGCCGCUGCCGCCGCCGCACUUGCUGACAAGCAAGCAUUGGAGCACGAAGAGACGAUCAAGGCAAACAUGAAGAUGAUUAACCGGAGCUACCGAGAUGCUCGUUUCCGCGAGGAGCGAAAGAAGUACCCUGAUUUCGACCUUCUCGAUGCUUGGUGGGCGGCAGCUCGCAAAGAGUACCAGCGCCUCCCCCUCACAUCAGAGGAACGUGCUUUGCGUGAUCUCCCCGGGGGCGAUCCAUCGCUUUCGGACAAGAUUCCGAUGACCAAGAAGGCGCCUCUUGCCCAAUCCACGCCAGAACAGCCACGAAUCGAAGCGUCGCAACAAGAAUACCAUGAGUUCGAUCCUCUCUUCGACGAUCCUCCGGUUGGAGUAGAGCCUGGGACUGAAGAGUCUCUACACAGUGAAGAAGAGUUCGACCCGCUGUUCGAUGAGCUCCCGGACAACGACGAUCCACCCAUUGGUGUAGAGCCUGAGACUGAAGAGUCUCUACACAAUGAAGAAGAGUUUGACCCGUUGUUUGAUGAGCUCUCGGACAACGGCGAUCCACCGUUGGACGAUGCAGAACUAGACGAGUAUAUCUUGUAG